GAUUCUUGCAUUGCAUAGCAUAUUCUGAAGUGGCUUCACUCUCACUCUCACGCAAGAUUUGGACUCAAAACCAUGGAACUUUUACAGUCGCACAGGGCGGAGAUGAUAACCAUUGCGGUGGCUCUCGUCGCCGUCGUUGGUGCCACCGCCUACUACUACUACCUCACCAAAAAACCUAAAGGUUGCUUGGACCCCCAGAACUUCAGGGAAUUCGAACUUGUUAAACGCACGCAGCUGAGCCAUAAUGUGGCUAAGUUCAAGUUUGCUCUUCCCACACCAAUGUCAGUCUUGGGACUUCCAAUCGGACAGCAUAUGAGCUGCAGAGGAAAAGAUAGUCUUGGUGAUGAAGUGGUUAAACCAUAUACCCCAACAACUUUGGAUUCUGAUGUUGGAUACUUUGAAUUAGUUAUAAAGAUGUAUCCUCAAGGAAGGAUGUCCCACCAUUUUCGAGAGAUGCGUGAAGGUGAUUACUUGGCAGUGAAGGGACCCAAGGGACGCUUCAAGUAUCAGCCCAACCAAGUUAGAGCUUUUGGGAUGCUUGCUGGUGGCACUGGCAUUACUCCCAUGUUCCAGGUUGCAAGAGCCAUCUUAGAAAACCCAGAUGACAAAACCAUUGUACAUCUUAUUUAUGCCAACGUCACAUAUGAGGACAUUCUAUUGAAGGAUGAACUGGAUAACCUUGCCAUUAGCUUUCCCAGCCGCUUCAGUGUCUAUUAUGUUCUGAAUCAGUUGCCUAGAAAAGAUGCAUGGAUGCAAAGCAAAGUUGGCUUGAAAAGAUUGCAUGGAUGCAAAUCCAUGAAUUGGUGCAAAGAUUGGCCUGUUAUUUGAUGGGUGUGACAAGGUUGCCAUGCUUUCAUCCUUGUUUUUUCCCAUAAGCACUUGAUAUAGUUUUUUCUAGUUUAUUUCAUUGUGCACUAGUUGCUCUAGGAUCAGGAUCAUGCUCACUGAAAUGGAACUUUUGGUCAUGUAAGCAUCUAGUAGUAAAUGCUAAUAGAGAUAAAGUUACUCUAGACAGGGUAUCUAUGACCUCAAUUCAUGAGUAGAUUGAGAUUUGAUUGUCAGAAUCCAGUCACAUAUAUGUAUGGGCAUUACUGAUGGAUUCUUGUUGUCCAGUUUGAGGUAUAUUAUGUAUAAACCAGAAAAAUGGUUUUAUAUGUUCAAACUAUGCUCAGAAAUUGGAAUAGAAUUAACACUGGAAAUGUUACUAUGA
This is a messenger RNA of Quercus robur (English oak), 1210 nucleotides long. Its product is annotated as NADH--cytochrome b5 reductase 1-like. The record is from RefSeq and is a predicted model, not a curated record. Gene Ontology annotation, molecular function: cytochrome-b5 reductase activity, acting on NAD(P)H. The transcript is spliced from 8 exons. Gene Ontology annotation, biological process: electron transport chain. Lineage: Eukaryota; Viridiplantae; Streptophyta; Magnoliopsida; Fagales; Fagaceae. The coding region runs from base 73 to 828 and encodes 251 amino acids.